Molecule: messenger RNA, 2334 nt
Organism: Symbiodinium sp. CCMP2592
Lineage: Eukaryota; Dinophyceae; Suessiales; Symbiodiniaceae
Source: the annotation of a GenBank genome assembly
AUGAACACGAUCCGUGUCUCGAUCGCGAUCAUCAUCACGAUCUUCGCGAUGCUGCCCGCAACCACCAGCGCCCAAACCGGAACCCCCGCAACCAACGCCUUCACCUUCCAAGGACAGCUCAACUUCGAGGGCUCACCCGUCAACACCACCCUGCAAGUCAGCUUCCGCCUCUUCAACACCCCCACAGGCAACGGCAUAAACGACGUCAUCUCCGAUGAACUCAUCCGCAACGUCCACUUCGACGCCAAAGGACGUUUCGCCGUCCUCCUCGACUUCGGAGACACCUACAACGGCUAUCAAAUCUUCAACGGCGACGAACGCUACAUGCAGAUCACCCUCCUCGACCCACCAGGCGGAAUCGAAGAAGACUUCCCCCUCUCACCCCGCACCAAACUCAACGCAACCCCCCUCGCCGCCUACGCCCUCAACGCGCGCAUCCCGUCCUUCUCCGAAAUCUCAGAAGGCACCCUCGAAAGUACAGACAACCAAGGCAGUCUCGCGCUCAACACCCUCGACGACGACCUCGGACUCACCAUCCGACCAAACGGAGGCGUAGGCACCCUCUUCACCUACUCCGGGAUCCACCCAACCAACCCCUUCGAGAUCACCACCACCCAAGGCCCACUCUCACUCAAAGCCGAACAAGACGACCUCACCCUCACCAGCAGCGUCGGAGACAUCAGCCUCAGCGCCGAGCUCGGAAAGCUCGACAUCUCCUCAAGCCAGCGCCUCUCAAUCUCGAACCCCACCUUCGGUUCAAUCGCGCUUGAACCAAGCGGACUCAAUAUCGACGCCGCCAUCCUCAACCUCGACGCCUCCUCAUCAAUCGACAUCAACGGCGCAUCAGCGCUCUCACUGAGCACCGCCGGACUCCUCUCAAUCACUGCAUCGAUCACCACCAUCAACGGCAACCAGUUCGACGGCGCCAACGUCAUCAUCAACCGUAACCUCCUCGCCACCGUCAACGCCGCCAAACCAGGAGGAGGACCCUGGGCCGUCCUCUCAGACAAACGACACAAAUCAAAUAUCGCCCCCCUCCAAGGCUCCCUCCAAACCCUCCUCGCGCUCAAACCCGUUACCUACCAGUACACCGACCCCACCAACCCGAUGUACCUCGAAGGAACCCAAACCGGAUUCGUCGCCCAGCAAGUGCAAAGCGUCAUCCCCCAAUGGAUCGACCAUUCCCCCGAUGGCACACUCCUCCUCACCCCGCGCGGCUUCGAAGCGAUGGUCGUCGAUGCCCUCCAAGAACUCCGCUCCGAAAAAGACGCACAGAUCCAACAACUCCAGCAAGAGAAUGCAACGCUCCGCGAGACCGGCUGCAAGAGAGAUUCUGUCAAUCAGCAUCAAGCCGCGCGACGACGAGUCGUCUUGCGUGCAGCGGUCUUGCGACCAGUGCUCUUCUUCCCAAUACGACCAACGACCGCCUUGCGUGCCGGGCUCUUGCGAGUCGCGGCCUUGCGAGCGGUCGUCUUGCGUCCAGUGGUCUUCCGAGCAGCAGUCUUGCGUGCUGUGGUUUUGCGUGCCGUGGUCUUGCGAGCGGUCUUACGAGCAGUCGACUUGCGUGCGGUGCUCUUCUUCGCGGCCGGCUUGCGAGUGCUCUUCUUUGCCACAGUCUUACGAGCUGUAGUCUUGCGAGCAGUGGUCUUCUUCGCAGCGGUCUUCCGUGCUGCCGUCUUGCGAGCGGUGGUCUUCUUCGCAGUCGUCUUACGAGCAGCAGUCUUCUUAGCCGCAGGCUUACGAGUCGUUGCCUUCUUCACAGUCUUGCGUGCUGCAGGCUUGCGUGUUGCAGUCUUCUUCGCAGUGGUCUUACGAGCAGCUGGCUUGCGAGUCGUGGUCUUCUUCGCUGCUGGUUUGCGAGUUGCUGACUUCUUCGCGGUGCUCUUGCGAGCAGUGGUCUUCUUCGCCGCAGUCUUCUUUGCUGCAGGCUUGCGAGUGGUAGUCUUCUUCGCAGCAGUCUUGCGUGCUGGUGACUUCUUCGCAGUGGUCUUACGAGCAGUGGUCUUCUUUGCCGCAGUCUUGCGAGCGGUGGUCUUCCGCUUCGCCGCAGGCUUCUUCGCAGUGCUCUUGCGGGCCGCUGGCUUCUUAGUAGUCGAAGCCUUGCGGGUGGUUCGUUUCGCCGUCGAUUUCUUCGCCGGGUGUUUCUUGGUUCGUGUUGCCAUGACAGUUCUCCGUAUGCCCGAUGCUUCCGGGCGCGUGUUCCAAUACCGCCGGAGUUCCGUCCCCGGCAUCAAUCGCCUAUCAACAACGACAGGCAUACCGCACCAACAGAGGUGCAGCCCCGUUUUCGACUUUCCAAGGUCCCCAUAUCAAGAACCAAUACCAAAAUUAUAA